AUGAACUGGUUUAUAUUUCUCGCUGUUUGUCUGGUACUUCUUUUCCAAGAAGGUCAAUGCUGUUUAAGACGAAGAUCAACUGAUGAUGUUUGUGAAUGCACAGAUUUCCGUAAUAUUACUAAAUCUCAGACAGUUAGAGAUACCAUUUUAUUCACUGAAGACGAUGGUUGUGUUAGAAAUGCCACAUGUGGUGCUCAUUACUUUACUUUUUUAAGAACUCGUUUUAAUGUCUCUGAACUAACUUUUCCAAGUGACAUGGCUAAUAUAAAAAAUGACGUAGAUCUCCAAACAGUGGAAAACGGUGACGGGUGGGAAGCACCAACAGGACCACCAGUGGAUUUAUUUUCAUUUUUUGGAAUAAUUUGUGAGAACAGUAAAUGGUACGCGACAAAGUACCCGGUUGGAAUUGAGUAUGUAAGCAUUGACUCUCAAUCCAAAUACUUUGGACUCGGAGGCGAGUUCGAUGGAAAGAAAUCUGAGAUAAUAGGGAUUCACUGUACACCACCAACAGUUGUAUUAAUGGUCGUUGUGGAUAUGGUUGUUGGAAUAGUAAUGGUAGUAGCAGUCGUAGUAGAAAGAGUAACAGUCGAAGUUUUCGAAGAGGUUUCAGUAAUCACUGCUAUCGAUGGAGUAUCCUUGCAGCAUUUUAAGCUAUACAACAUACUGACAUACCAUGAUGCAGGGUUAAUCUCAGUUGGAGUUCUCCAACCAGGAUAA
Caenorhabditis remanei is the source of this 717-nucleotide messenger RNA. RefSeq lists its product as uncharacterized. Lineage: Eukaryota; Metazoa; Nematoda; Chromadorea; Rhabditida; Rhabditidae. The transcript has 4 exons. The coding region runs from base 1 to 717 and encodes 238 amino acids. The record is from RefSeq and is a predicted model, not a curated record.